UUUCGCACCUGAUUCAGGGUUAUGGGACUCUACAUCAACGCCGAGGAUAAGGGACAGCCUCUGCGAAGGGCGUGGCAUGUGUUUCUUCUCGUGCAGUUCUCCGCCCUGUACGCCUCGAUGUUCUACGGGUUGCUGAAGUCCUUGGACGAUAUUGUCGAGACGGGUCGUGAUCUGGCCUUUAUACUUGGGGUUUGUGAUUGAGAGAGAGAGAGGGAGAGGGAGAGCGGAA
Molecule: messenger RNA, 229 nt
Organism: Drosophila pseudoobscura
Lineage: Eukaryota; Metazoa; Arthropoda; Insecta; Diptera; Drosophilidae
Product: odorant receptor 65a-like
Exons: 1
Coding region: 22-201 (59 amino acids)
Source: RefSeq, a predicted model, not a curated record